GGACCCGGGCUGGUCCGGCAGUUGCGCAAGUGGCACUGGGGCAGCUAUAAGAGCGGGCAGGCAGGCAUGGAGCUCCGGAGGAAUCCCCGCGCCAGCAGCUGCAAGGCCCAAGAAGAUCCCAGGAAGGAAAAUGUGCUGGAGACCCCUGUGCUGGUUCCUGUGGCUUUGGUCCUAUCUGUCCUAUGUUCAAGCUGUGCCAAUCCAGAAAGUCCAGGAUGACACCAAAACCCUCAUCAAGACCAUUGUCACCAGGAUCAAUGACAUUUCACACACGCAGUCGGUAUCUGCCAAGCAGAGGGUCACUGGUUUGGACUUCAUUCCUGGGCUCCACCCCAUCCUGACUUUGUCCAAGAUGGACCAGACUCUGGCAGUCUACCAACAGAUCCUCACCAGCCUGCCUUCCCGAAACGUGGUGCAAAUAUCUAACGACCUGGAGAACCUCCGAGACCUUCUCCAUCUGCUGGCCUCCUCCAAGAGCUGCUCUCUGCCUCAGACCAGUGAGUUGCAGACGCGAGAGAGCCUGGAUGGUGUCCUGGAAGCUUCACUCUACUCCACAGAGGUGGUGGCUCUCAGCAGGCUGCAGGGCUCUCUGCAGGACAUUCUCCGACAGCUGGACCUUAGCCCUGAAUGCUGAGGUUUCAGGACCACCAGCCUCCCAAGAAUCAUGUUGAGGGAAGAAGCCUUAGCUUCCAGGUGUCUCCGGGAGAGGAGAGCCAUGAGUGCACAUCUUUCAUCCAGGACUCUGUCCACGUCUCUCACUCCUCUAGGUCACCCUUCCAAAGGCAUGACUCCACAACGCUUGACUAAGGAUAGACACGCCAUUCCAUGAGCACUAGGAGGGCCAGUCUGCGGAGGUGAUUCUCACCCAGUUCUUCAGCAAGUAGAGAUAAGAAGUAUCCUGCCCCCUCCCUGUUCCAGGGGAUAUGGGGAAGGGGUGGGUAGAGCCUUUGGAUUGUCUUAGUGUCUCCUGGGGAGCACCAUGAAGGCUGCAUCCACACACAGCUGGAAACUCCCAAGCAGCGCAUGUUGGAAGCGCUUAUUUAUUUAUUCUGCAUUUUACUUUGGAUGGAUCUGAAGCAAAGCAUUGGCUUUGUCAGGCUUUGAGGUCAGUCAGGGCUAGGGAGGUUCCGGGGGUGCUGUUUUCAACCCCAGUUGAUGGGUCUGCCUGAGGUAAACCUAUUUUGAGUGACUGGGGUUGGGCUCAUCUGAGCAAGAGCCAGCCAAGGUGGCUCUCGAGUCUGUCCUCUGGUGACUGGUUUCAUGCAAACACGUUUGCAGUGGCACUGCCUGGAGCAUAGGCUAGGUUAUUAUUGAAAGAAGAUGAAUUUUGUCAAGUGUAAUAUAUAUCUGUGUGCACCUGGGGGUAGGGGAUGUGUUCAAGGGAGGGAGAAGAACUCAGAAUGUGUAAAUAACAUAUAUGUGGGAGGCUUUUCUAAAAGGGUGAGAUGGUCUCCUCACCUUCUGCCACCACCUAGUGUGGCUUUUAUGAAAAGAACCAUUUGGUCCCCUUGGAGGGGGUUAAAGCCACAGACUAUCUUAUUGGUGCAUUGCUGAGCUCAGGAGUGAGGGUCCCACAGUUGAGACAGUGAUCCCCAAGAAUAGGGUGCCUGGUAUGGCCCUCCAAGUUGUCCACGUUGAUCCCACAAUGGGUUUCUUAACCUGGCAGUAACCCUGGUAGGUGUUUGCAUGUCAGUAUGUGGUUCUCAUCUGAUUGGUUCAUCCAAAGUAAAGCCAUGUUGACCACCCACUCUGUGGGGAGCUUUGUUCCAGUGGGAAUGAGAUCGUUCGACUGAUGGUCCUGUGCCCUGGGCCAGCACUGCUGAGGAAGUGCCAGGGCCCCGGGCCAGGCUGCCAGAAUUGCCCAUCGGGCUGGAGGCCAUGAGGAUGAACGAAGGGGCUUGGGUUUUUCCACUACCCUAUACCCUAAUGUCACCAUCGCACUGUGGGUGGCAGAUCAUAGCAAGAAAACUUGAUCGAAAGCAAUACACUUUAAGACUGAGCGCCCUGAGCGUGCUCAGCCCUGACUGGUGCUGUGGGCUGCAGAAGCUCACCAAAUAAACUCAAAACGCAGGGGCUCGGGUCCCUGCACUAAGACCCUACUCACGGGUGUGCCAAGGUGGACGCUUCACCCCGGCAGCGCCGCACAGCCGAGAGCACAGUGCUGUCUUGAACCGGUGGGAAGCAGCCUGAGCUGAGUGUAACAGUGCCCAGGGAAAUCCUACUUGCACUCUGUAGCAUUUGCAUACUUUUCAGGACACAUUAGCAUCCAUUGCUAUUGCAGCACAUCCUGUUGACACAGGGCAGCGGGGCUCGCUAAAAUAAGAAAAUUCAGGCUGAGGAUCCCUUAUCCAAAAUGCCUGGGACUAGUCAAGUUAUGGAUUUUUUGAGUCUUUUCAGGCCUAGGUAUCGUGGAGUAGAUAUAAUGAGAUAUCUUGGAGGUGGGGCCCAAGGAUAGACAUGAAAUUCAUUUCUAUGUCAUAAUACCGUAACACACAGCUUGAAGGUAAUUUUAUACAGUGUUGUUAAGUGAUGUUGUGUGCACGAAACAAGAUUUCACAGUGUGGAGUUUUCUGCUCGUGGCGUCAUGUCAUCACUCAAAAAACACCGGGUUUUGAAGCAUUUUUGGAUCUUGGGUUUUUUUGUUAAGAGUUAUUUAGACUAUACUUAAAACUAUAAUGGCAAACAGGUGGUGGGACCAGGCUAGGGACUGGUUCCUCAGCCCCAAAGGGUAUUCCUCCAGCCAGGUGACGCGCACAAGGAGGUGAACUGGAUCAGGUUUGGGGUGCCGGGUAGAAGAGGGGAGCUUGGAGUGGAUUUUGGAGGAGGUGAGGCAUGUGAAUUGCCUACUAGACGGAUGCUGAUUUUGGAAGUAGGAUGUGGAGAGGUAGAAGUGUGAAUACGAAGUGAAGGGGAAGACGGACAAGGAAGAAUGGAAUGGAAAGGAAAAUUCUAGAAGGACUUCGUGGCCACAGAAGUGGAUAUUGAAAGAGUCCCAAGUGCCACAGUCCAGGGCAGAGGCUUGUGGUGGCUGGUGUCAGACUGUCCUGGGGUCCACAAUAUGUCACCUUGGUCAACUCAUCAAGCUGAAAUGUCCUGAGCCUUUGGCUCAGAAAAUCUGACACUGUGGCUUAUUCCCUGAUUACAAAACUUCCCAUAUGCAAAAAUGCUUGGUUUUUUUAUUGUUUUUUGUUUUUCAUAUGAUAACAACAAACUUUUGUUUUACUUUGUGUAAACCUAAAUAAAUUAACGAUGCCUCCCUG
Molecule: messenger RNA, 3260 nt
Organism: Mesocricetus auratus (golden hamster)
Lineage: Eukaryota; Metazoa; Chordata; Mammalia; Rodentia; Cricetidae
Gene: Lep
Product: leptin
Exons: 3
Coding region: 131-634 (167 amino acids)
Biological process (GO): positive regulation of TOR signaling; tyrosine phosphorylation of STAT protein; response to insulin
Cellular component (GO): extracellular region
Molecular function (GO): hormone activity; peptide hormone receptor binding
Source: RefSeq, a predicted model, not a curated record